Molecule: messenger RNA, 933 nt
Organism: Monopterus albus (swamp eel)
Lineage: Eukaryota; Metazoa; Chordata; Actinopteri; Synbranchiformes; Synbranchidae
Gene: med21
Product: mediator complex subunit 21
Exons: 4
Coding region: 41-478 (145 amino acids)
Biological process (GO): regulation of transcription by RNA polymerase II
Cellular component (GO): mediator complex
Molecular function (GO): transcription coregulator activity
Source: RefSeq, a predicted model, not a curated record
UCGCGACAAUACCCGCGGGACUUUGUUAAAUACAGAAAAUAUGGCGGACAGACUAACGCAGCUUCAAGACGCUGUGAAUUCGCUUGCAGAUCAGUUUUGUAAUGCCAUCGGCGUCUUGCAACAAUGUGCGCCUCCUGCCUCCUUCAGUAACAUCCAGACGGCUAUCAACAAAGAUCAGCCUGCAAACCCAACCGAAGAAUAUGCCCAGUUAUUUGCAGCACUGAUCGCCAGAACAGCCAAAGAUGUUGAUGUACUCAUUGACUCUCUGCCUAGUGAGGAGUCCACAGCAGCUUUGCAGGCGGCCAGUCUACGGCAGCUAGAGGAGGACAACCAUGAGGCAGCAGCUCGUCUUGAGGAAGUGGUUUACCGUGGCGAUAUGCUGCUGGAGAAAAUCCAGAGUGCCCUAGCAGACAUUGCCCAGUCUCAGCUGCGCACCCGCAAUGGAGCACUGAGCCAGACUUCACCAGCCGAAUCCUGACCUGCAAAAUACCUAAUGCAGUUUAGGACAACUUCACUCCCAUUCUGACUAUUGUUUACCUGCAGACAUUGACUGCAAACAUCAAAAUGCUCAAACACGGGCUGAAUAUGUCUGAGGGGCAACACACAGGUAUUUCGGAAUUAUAUUUUCUUAUGCCUUUUAAGUAAUUUGGUUCAGAAAGAGUUACAAAUACACAGACGUCUUGACUGUGUAUUUGUGAAACCGAACUGGAGGGGAGUAAAAUCAUCUUUGCAUACACAUUGUUUUGCUUGUGUGCCUUUUUUUUUUCUUGAUGCAGAAAAGUUGGAAAAAUACUUCUGUCAGGUUUUGUUUUUGUACAUGUUAUAUAUUGAUAUGAAAUAAAUCAAUUGUAAUUUUUUUGUACACUCUUCAGAUUGCUUUAAAAAGUUUAAUUGCCCAGUUUAAAUGAGUGUUAGAUGAGUCUCUUUUCUGUU